AUGGCGUCGUCUACAGACAUCUCCGACAGCGACUCCAAGAAGGUCACCGUGGCCCCCGGUGCUGAAAAGCCCGACGUCACCGGCCUCCCCCAGUACGAUGGCGACCUUGUGGCCGAGAUGAGCGAGCGUGAGCGGACCGUCUACGAACACGGUAUCCAGAAAUUCAACCGUCUGGGCUGGAAACGCCUCACCAUCGUCCUCAUCGUCGAGGCCAUUGCCCUCGGCAGUCUGUCUCUCCCCUCCACCUUUGCAACACUGGGAAUGGUCGCCGGUGUCAUCUGCACGGUCGGCCUCGGGCUGCUCGCCAUCUACACCUCAUACGUUGUCGGGCAGGUCAAGCUCAAGUUCCCUCUGGUUCACCACUACCCCGAUGCUGGAAAGCUCAUGUUUGGUCGCUUCGGUUACGAGCUCAUCAACGUUAUGCUCAUCUUGCAGCUGCUCUUCCUGACGGGCUCUCACACUCUGACUGGUGCCAUUGCGUGGAUUGACAUCACCCAGAGCGACGUCUGCUCUGUUGUCUUUGCCGUGGUCUCCGCCAUCAUUCUGUUGAUCCUCGCCGUCCCUCCCAGUUUCACCGAAAUGGCCAUUCUCGGCUACGUCGACUUCGCGUCGAUUAUUAUCGCCAUUGGAAUCACCAUCAUCGCGACCGGUGUGGAGAGCUCCAAUGCCCCCGGCGGCCUCUCUGGCGUCAACUGGUCCGCCUGGCCCAAGGAGGACAUUAGCUUCACCGAUGCUUUCAUCGCCCUCACCAACAUCAUCUUCGCCUAUAGUUUCGCCAUGUGCCAGUUCUCAUUCAUGGACGAGAUGCACACACCCCAGGAUUACGUCAAGUCCAUCUGGGCCCUUGGAAUUACCGAGAUCCUCAUCUACACUCUGACCGGAGCCAUUGUCUACGCCUUUGUUGGCCAGGACGUUCAAAGUCCCGCCCUGUUGUCCGCCGGUCACCUCAUGAGCCGAGUCGCGUUCGGUGUUGCUCUCCCCGUCAUCUUCAUCAGUGGUUCCAUCAACACCGUUGUCGCGGGCCGUGUCGUCCACGGUCGUAUCUUCAAGGACUCGCCCAUCCGCUUCAUCAACACCAAGAUGGGCUGGAUCACCUGGCUGGCCAUUAUUACCGUCGGCACUGUCAUUGCUUUUAUCAUUGCCGAGGUCAUUCCCUUCUUCAACGAUUUACUGUCUAUUUCUUCCUCGCUCUUCAUCUCGGGCUUUACCUUUUACUUCCCCGCCUUCAUGUGGUUCAUGCUCAUUCGAGAGGGACCAUGGAACUCGCGCCACAACCUGAUGCUCGGAGCGCUCAACGUGUGCUGCAUGCUGAUCGGUUUCCUGACGCUUGUGGCUGGUACCUACUCCAGUGUCAAGGAUAUUGUCGACAAGUACAACGAAGGAACAGUCCGGGGUGUCUUCAGCUGCUCCAAGCCGGCGUAA
This is a messenger RNA of Aspergillus calidoustus, 1422 nucleotides long. The record is from the annotation of a GenBank genome assembly. Lineage: Eukaryota; Fungi; Ascomycota; Eurotiomycetes; Eurotiales; Aspergillaceae.